This is a messenger RNA of Schistosoma curassoni, 646 nucleotides long. The record is from the annotation of a GenBank genome assembly. Lineage: Eukaryota; Metazoa; Platyhelminthes; Trematoda; Strigeidida; Schistosomatidae.
CCGGAGUUCUCUCCAUAACAGUUCGAAACAUUUUAACGUUUUCUUUAAUACUCAGACUACUAACAUUAGACAUCCGUUGCACGGUAUUUUUUAUCCAUAGCAGUUGAAACCAUGGCUAUUUGUAGACGUUUGAAGCGGCCAAAUUAAAGCUUAACGUCGCGUACAGAAAAUGGUGCUGAAGUCUGGAGCUUCUUCUUUUAUGUCUUUGUUGUUGUUACUUGUAGUGUUUGCAGCUAUGCGGCUGUUUGCGGAAACAUUGUCUUCUUCACAAAUUUUGACAAUCUUUGGCGGAUUUUCCGGCAGUUUUGUCUUCGUUCUAUUAAUAACGUUUGUAAAUAAUUUCGAAAGGACACUUUUUGGUGAUGAGUUCUGCUCCAAAGUUUUCCCUGAAGUGGUCAUAUGUAUUUUUAUUGCCUGUUCCUUCUCUGCGACUAUACAUCGCGUGUGCGGCACGACAUGUUUCAUAUUUUCGCUGGUGAUGCUGUAUUAUCUGAGUCGCAUUUCUCAUGAAGUUUAUCAAAGUAACGAGCAAGUCACCACAAGUAACUCAUCAAGGAAGAAAAAAGAAUGAAAUUCCCGAUUUCUUUCCAGCUAAUGUGCUUUUGUAUUCGGGCUGUAAAGUUGCAAUAAAUAUUCUAAUUUUCUU